Molecule: messenger RNA, 1050 nt
Organism: Trichogramma pretiosum
Lineage: Eukaryota; Metazoa; Arthropoda; Insecta; Hymenoptera; Trichogrammatidae
Exons: 6
Coding region: 1-1050 (349 amino acids)
Biological process (GO): sensory perception of taste
Cellular component (GO): membrane
Source: RefSeq, a predicted model, not a curated record
AUGGAAAAUAGAUUCAAAAAACAUUAUCUACUAUACUACUAUUUAAAAAUAUUCGGAUUGUGCCCAUUUUCUUUAACCGCGGAAGGAAGGCCUCAUUUUUCACUUUUUGGAUUAUUUAUUAAUUGUUCAUUGGCUUUCAUAUUUGUAUCGAUUUACGUUAUUGCUUAUUCCGAAAGAUUUUUAUUAGUUUUGCCAAAAGAAACAAUAGUCGGAGUAGUUGUUGAUGUGAUAUCGACGAUUUUUCGAGUUCUAACGAUUUUUUGGGCAAUUUUGAAAAUUGGAUUCGAACAAAGAUUUUUAUUAGAGAUUUACAGCGACUAUAAAAUGGUUGAGUUUUGUUUGAAAAAAGUUACAAUGAACAAAAGCGCUGAAUAUCACCUCCGAUUCGCAUUCGCCAGAUUAGUUAAACCAGGAAAAUUAUGCUUGUACAUACUUUUUCAUAUUUUUACCGGUUUGAGACUAUGCGUUUUACUUGUAUUUUUCGAGGAGUUACACUUUAUUAAAAAUUCUUUUUUGCAAAUUAAUCGAUGGUUGUUGAAUAUUUCUGAAGAUAAUGAAAAUAUUGUUGAAAUUAUUAGGCUGCAUGUAGAUAUUUGUGGACUUACAGAAAAGUCGGCAAGAUUUUUCAGUUUCAUAAUACUGUGCGAUUUGCUCGAUGAAUUCAUACAAGUUUCUGUUUCAAUUUACCGAAUUAAUCUUUAUUUCAAAUUUGAAGAGACUUGGCGAAUCAUCGACUUCGUUGAUUUUGGUUCCAUUCUCUUUUGGCUAUCCGUAAAAAUGGUCAUUUUGUUCUUAAUAUGUGCUCUACCGGAUGCAGUUUCUUGCGAAGCUGAGAAAACAUAUCACAUUGCUCAUCGCAAAUACUGCAAUCAAUCUGGUAGCCAAAUCAAAAAUAAGAAGUGUACUGAAGUGUUUGAGAAUUGGUACCAGAAAAAAUUAUCUAUUUCAUUGUACGGUCUCUUUUCCUUGGAUUUUAAGUGUUUCAAAAACAUAAUGGCUACGAUAAUUAUUUAUUUAGUUUGGAUGUUUCAAAUAGAGCAAAUGAAUUAA